This is a messenger RNA of Limanda limanda (common dab), 2733 nucleotides long. RefSeq names its product acetylcholinesterase-like. Gene Ontology annotation, molecular function: acetylcholinesterase activity. The record is from RefSeq and is a predicted model, not a curated record. Gene Ontology annotation, biological process: acetylcholine catabolic process; choline metabolic process. The transcript has 10 exons. Bases 63 to 1847 code for a protein of 594 amino acids. Gene Ontology annotation, cellular component: plasma membrane. NCBI's taxonomy places the organism in Eukaryota, Metazoa, Chordata, Actinopteri, Pleuronectiformes, Pleuronectidae.
GCUUUGCGUUCUCAUCCGCUCCCCACAGGCGCACACAAACCGUCAACUUGUAAGGAUUUUCUAUGGCGAUGGUCCCUCCGUACACGCACUUUGCCCCUCUUCUUCUGCUGCUUCAUUUCCUGGCUGCAUCACCCGUCACUCAAGAUGACCUGGUAAUCAAUACAAGUCAUGGGAAAGUUCGAGGGAAGUUGCUUCAAGUGCUCGGGGGUAAUGUCCGAGCAUUUCUUGGGAUUCCUUUUGGAAAACCACCGCUGGGAAAACUGCGAUUCAAAGCUCCAAUGCCAGUAGAGAGAUGGGAAGUGGUGAAAGACGCUAUUGCAUUCCCGAAUUCUUGCUACCAGCCGCUGGAUACAACCUUUCCAGGGUUUAAAGGUGCAGAGAUGUGGAACCCCAACACUCCUCUGAAUGAGGACUGUCUGUACCUAAAUGUCUGGUCCCCACAUGUCAAUAAAACCCAGCCUCAGCCGCCACCCCUGGCUCCUGUCCUUGUCUGGAUCUACGGAGGCGGGUUUGUUCAAGGAACGUCUUCUCUGGACCUUUAUGACGGCCGCUUCCUCACUAAAUCUGAAGAUGUUGUUGUGGUGUCAAUGAAUUACAGACUUGGAGCUUUUGGUUUCCUUUCUCUUCCUGACAACAAUAACAUCCGCGGCAACGCAGGUCUGCUGGACCAGCGCUUAGCCCUCCAAUGGGUAGCCAAUAAUAUUGCCGCUUUUGGAGGUGACCCUUCAAAGGUGACUCUAUUUGGAGAGAGUGCUGGGUCAGCAUCUGUGGGCUUUCACCUGCUGUCCCCAGGGAGCCAUGCCCUUUUUCAGAGGGCCGUAAUGGAGAGUGCCUCUCCCACUGCACCCUGGGCCACAAUUAGCCAGACUGAGUCCUGGAACAGGGCAUUGAUGCUGGCAAAGUCACUGGGGUGUCCAACGGCCAAAUCAGCUGAACUGGAAGCUUGUCUGCAGCAGGCUGACGCUGGGAAAAUCACAUCACAGCAAUACGACGCCCUCACACAAGCUUCAGUCUUAGGCCUGCCCUUUGUUCCUAUCGUUGAUAAGGACUUCCUACCAGAUAAACCUGAAGUGCUGCUGAGAACUGGUAAACUCCCAAAGAAAGAAUUGCUACUUGGUGUCAACAAAGACGAGGGGACAUACUUCCUACUCUAUGGAGUGCCUGGAUUCAACCUCACUGGUCAGAGUCUGAUCACCAGGAACGAGUUCCUGCAGGGUGUGACCAACACGAUGUCAGACGCAAGUGAGGUUGUGAGAGAAGCCGCCAUUCUCCAGUACACUGAUUGGACGGAUGAGAAUAACGGAAUGAAAAAUCGGGACUUCCUGGGUAGUCUGGUUGGAGACCAGCUUUUCAAUUGUCCAGUGAUUGAGUUUGCUCAAAGGUACUCACAACAUGGUGGCAAGACCUCCCUGUAUUUGUUUGACCACCAGUCGUCCGUCAACCCUUGGCCGGCGUGGAUGGGCGUGAUGCAUGGCUACGAGAUUGAAUUUGUCUUUGGAAUGCCUCUGAAUGCGUCCCUGGGUUACACGAAGAAUGAAGUGAACAUGACUAAGAAGAUUAUGAAACACUGGGCCAACUUUGCCCGAACAGGGGAACCAGGGAUUGAUGGAGCUAACUGGCCCACGUUCACCCCUCAGCAGCAGGGCUAUGUGACUCUGAACUACAACUAUCCAGAACACAGGACAACGAUGAAGCCUCAAGAGUGCCAGCUGUGGAACAAAUUAAUACCUAGUCUACAGAGGGUCUCAGAUGAUCUCCAGUCUUGUCUACAUGCAAAUGGGAUUAUGGUCUGCUGUAAUUACAGAUUCCUUCUCAUUUUACUGGUUACUGCUUUACUGGUUUUCUAGAGGGAAGAGAACUCUCUUUCAUAAAGUUUAAUGAAUAUUAAAAAUGGUCCAUAAAAAGGGAUGAACAAAACAUGGUCUCGACUACUGUUGUAAAACGUUUAUUUGAUUAGUGCAUUAUUUGUCCAAAAUAAUUAGAUUGUAUUGAUAUUUUUCUUCAUCAUUGAACAUUAUUAAAUGGUCUAUAUUUAUAUAAAUGGUCUGCACUUACAUAGUGCUCUUCUAUUCUUGAUGACCACUCAAAGCGCUUUACAGUACAGGUUUUUUUGGCCAUCCAACCAUUCAGACACAGACUCAUUUUAUUAGGGGGAAUUCGGGGUUCAGUAUCUGGCUCAAGGACACUUCGGCAUGCAGAUGGGGAAGACUGGAAGCGAGCCGCCAACCUUUUAGUUAGAGGGCGACUGCUUUUAACCCCAAGAAUCACAGCCGCCCUUAAUGCACUAAUAAAUAAGAGGGGUUUCAAUGUUGCAGUUGCUUGUGGUGGGAUAAUUUUUACCAAUUAGUUCAAACUGUUGGGAAUAUUAUUCUGUAAUAAACCCAUAUUUUCAUUAAGUACAAAUAUGUCAAACCUAAACUAAAAAAUACUCACCUAUGGUAUUUAAGUAUUACUUUCCACUACUGAUUGGAUUGUGCGGUUUAGUUUAAGGAAUAGUUUAGCUUGAACCCUAAACUCAAUCUAAGACAAUGUUGACAAGUGAGUUUUUUCUUAGAUUGGAAUUUAAUUGUCAAGGCCUAAUCUUCAUCUGCCUUAUUUUUUCUUGCUUGUUCAUGUCUUUCUUCCAAUCAUGUGCAUUGUGUUAAUGGAACGUCAAUGUGACACAAUCAGGGAUGCUCUGGAUCAGUAUGUUUUAUUGCACUGAUCAUUAAAGGCCAUGUAUUGAUCAUUCAA